AUGUCUGGUGAUCUGAAGGAUCUCAAGUCGCAGCUGCGGCAAAUCCGAAGUACGUUUGAUGGUGCAAAGCAGUUCAUUCAGAAAUUCAAGCGAGAGAAGCAUGAAGCGCAAAUAGAAACCAGGCUGGAGAUGCUGGAAGCCGCAAUGAAAAAACUAUACACUGUCCGUAGGAAGAUGGACGUUUUAUUGGAAGAGGCGGAUGAAAAAGAGCUUUCAGACUCGAAAGAAGCUCCGGAAAAUCGGGAAGCUCGACUGACAAUGCUCGCUGAAAAGCGAGAGGCUGAAAGUGCUUCUAUCAUACUGCAAACAGAAGACACUUAUUGCGAAUUAAAAGCAUCAUUGCAACUUCUCUUGGGUCAACCUACGAAAAACGCAGCUAAUCAAGAGGCUUCAGCAUCGGAGCAAGCAGUUAAAGGCGCCUUUUCAAGAGUGAAAUUGCCUGAAAUCAAACUGCCAACAUUUGGAGGUCACAUUCGUGAAUGGGUGACGUUUCGUGACAUGUUUUUAAGCCUCAUUCACCGGAACGUGCAGCUGAAUGAAAUAGAUAAGUUUACCUACCUUCGAUCAUCUCUUGUAGGUGAAGCAUUGCAAGAAAUCGGAACCAUUGAGAUCUCAGCUGCGAAUUACAAAAUUGCCUGGGAUCUUCUGCAAAAACGCUUUGAGAAUAAAAAACUCAUUGUCAAGGCCCAUUUGGACGCACUCUUUGCUGUAGAGCCAAUGAAGAGGGAAGGUCACGAUGCUUUAAACCAUCUCAUCAGUGAAUAUGAUCGAAAUUUGCAAAUGCUCGAAAAGGUAGGCGAAGACGUUUCCAGCUGGAGUACGAUUCUCGUUCACAUGGUAUGCUGUCGAUUAGAUUUAACAACGUUACGAAAUUGGGAGUCUAAUCACAGCUCUAAGGAGGUUCCCACUUACAAGGAACUAAUAGAGUUCCUUCGCAAUCAUUGUGGGGUUUUGCAGUCAAUUGUCCCUGCAACCGCCCAACUCGAGGCACGACGACCUAGAAACACCGUUAGUCAUGUACAAACUUCUACACAAUCGUCUGGUCGCUGUCCAUUUUGUGGAGAUGCUAUGCACUCGGCUUACAGGUGUCAACGUUUUCUGAAAAUGAAAGUAGCUGAGCGGUACGACAAGGUGAAGCGUUGCGGUUUAUGUUUGAAUUGUUUCUCAUCAUCCCAUUUGGUUCGGUUCUGCACAAAGGGUUUCUGUCAUCACUGCAAGCAGAAACAUCACACACUCCUACAUAGCGGAGCACGAAGCAACGAAGCAGCAUCACCGUCGCGAAAUGAUUACAUCGUCACUAACGCGCAGAACAGACCACCAACCACGAACACUUCACAGACACACUCACAGAACCAGACCACAUCUAGCAACACAACAACACCCUCUACGAACUCGCUCCCAAUCGCAAACACAAACAUGCAAUUUGAGAAUCACUCACCACCCACCACACAUCGUACACCAAUAAACAAUGCUAAUGCUUUCCCCGCAAAUAUAUACACUCCAUCCCGUCAAGUUUUAUUAUCUACUGCCGUAGUACAAGUAGUAGAUUCAUACGGCAACGCUCAAUUUGCAAGAGCUCUUUUGGACUCCUGUUCGGAAUACUGUUUCGUAACCACGAACCUAUAUCAAAAGCUUAAGUUAGCAGCGACAGCCAGCUUCCUGUCAGUCGCAGGAAUAGGAGGUUCCGUGGUUAAUUCGACGAAGGUAGUAGAAGCUUUAAUUGUCCCACGAUCACCGCAUAUCUCGACGUACAGCGAAACCGUUAAGUUGCAUGUUCUUCCGAAACUUACCUCUGUACUCCCGAUGCAACCGGUCAACAUUCAGACCCUGGCGAUUCCGACCAACGUCACUCUCGCUGAUCCUCGUUUCUAUGAACCUGGUCCGAUCGACAUGAUCAUUGGGGCAGAGUGUUAUUACGACUUACUGAUUGAUGGGAAAAUCAAACUAUCUCAAGAUGGACCCACUUUACAGCAGACAGUAUUCGGCUGGAUCGUAUCUGGUCGCGUUCCUGGUCAUCACGUUGAAGAUACAAGAACCGUCUCCCAUGCUUGUGCCACUGCAGACAUUCGUGAUCUUCUAGCAAAAUUCUGGGAAUUAGAGUCAUGCCAUAGCAAGAGUAUAUAUUCAGUAGAGGAAUCGACAUGCGAAGAUCUGUUUCAUCGAACAACGACACGUGAUCCAGAGGGCAGAUAUGUGGUUACUCUUCCAAAAAAGCAGUAUGUGCUGAGGCAACUAGGCGAAUCCAAAUCCAUCGCAACGAAGCGAUUCCUUGGACUGGAAAGACGAUUCCAGUUAAAUCCAGAACUAAAAGUGCAGUAUCAGGACUUCAUAGACGAAUACCAACGUCUGGGACAUAUGAAACUUGUUCCCGAGGAUGAAGAAGAACCCGUCCCGGUUUAUUAUUUGCCACAUCACGCGGUUAUCAAACCCGACAGCAUAACCACCAAACUGCGGGUUGUUUUUGAUGCUUCCUGCAAAACAUCUACCGGUAUUUCACUGAAUGAUGCUCUAAUGAUUGGGCCGGUAGUGCAGGAAGAUCUCCUUUCGAUCUGUAUCCGCUUUCGUUUCCACCGAGUUGCAGUAGUAGCGGACAUAGAAAAAAUGUACCGCAUGGUGAAGGUUCAGUUAGACGAUCAACAUUUGCAACGGAUUUUGUGGCGUAGUUCCUCUGAUGAACCGAUUCGGAGCUACGAGCUAACUACGGUCACUUACGGGACCGCCUCUGCGCCAUAUUUAGCAACCAGAUGUUUGAAACAGCUAGGCUCUGAGGGAGCAGCUGUAUUUCCUCGAGCAGCGAAGUCUUUGAAGGAAGACUUUUAUGUCGACGACAUGUUGACAGGAGCAGAUUGCAUUGAAACAGGCAAACUUCUCAUUGGAGAAAUGAUUCAAUUGACAAACUCAGCAGGUUUCAUAUUGAGAAAGUGGGCCUCAAAUGAACGUGAGUUACUAAAUGAGCUUCCAACUCAAUUACUCGAUGAUCGCGGAAUGCUGGAAUUAGAUUCGUCCAGCGCACCGGUCAAGACCUUAGGACUAUUGUGGGAGCCCAGGUCUGAUAGUUUCACAUUUCGUUCCCCCUGCUGGAACGACAAGUUACCAAUCACCAAACGAGUCGUCUUAGCCGAUGCUUCACGGCUGUUUGAUCCUCUUGGACUCAUCGGUCCUGUUGUUAUACAGGCAAAGAUUUUCUUGCAACAGCUUUGGAAGCAAAAGACUGAUUGGGACGAUAUUUUAAACGAAGAGCUACAAAAUACAUGGCGGGAGUAUCGCAGAAAUCCGCUAACAUACGAUGAGUUGAACACAGUUAUUCAGCAAGUAGCAGCUAUUCUGAACUCACGUCCAUUAACCCCUUUGAGCAAUGACCCACACGACUAUAGGCCUCUCACACCAGGACAUUUCUUGGUUGGUAGACCACUAACAGCCGUUCCGGAACCCGAUCUGCAGAGCAUUUCGGAAAAUCGGCUAUCGCACUGGCAGCGAAGCCAGGCUUAUGUACAGCGAAUUUGGAAGAAGUGGAAAACCGACUAUCUUUCAAACUUACAAGGCAGAACAAAAUGGAUCAAGAAGAGAGACAACAUCAAAAUCGAUACGAUGGUAGUUGUCAAAGAAGAUAACCUUCCCCCACAGAAGUGGCGACUGGGUCGCAUAGAAAAGGUUUUCUACGGCACAGAUGGCAAUAUCCGUGUCGUCACAGUCCGUACCAAGGACGGUCUGUUCACCAGGGGCAUAGCAAAAAUAUGCGUGCUUCCUAUUCCAGAUAACAUUGAAGCAAAUCAAGGAGAGAAUUAA
Sabethes cyaneus is the source of this 3786-nucleotide messenger RNA. RefSeq lists its product as uncharacterized. The coding region runs from base 1 to 3786 and encodes 1261 amino acids. The transcript has a single exon. NCBI's taxonomy places the organism in Eukaryota, Metazoa, Arthropoda, Insecta, Diptera, Culicidae. The record is from RefSeq and is a predicted model, not a curated record.